This is a messenger RNA of Saccostrea cuccullata (small rock oyster), 2259 nucleotides long. RefSeq names its product E3 ubiquitin-protein ligase Praja-2-like. The record is from RefSeq and is a predicted model, not a curated record. The coding region runs from base 1 to 1965 and encodes 654 amino acids. NCBI's taxonomy places the organism in Eukaryota, Metazoa, Mollusca, Bivalvia, Ostreida, Ostreidae. The transcript is spliced from 7 exons.
AUGGAUGAAAAUAAAGAAGAAAACCAUUCAAAACACGAACAAAGUCCUCACAGAAUUUUUGAAAAUGCUCAAAAAGUGAAGAAAAAAGAUGCUAAAAAACUCGUAUCUGAUUCUGAUUCAUGUGAAUGUCAGUUUGAUGGAAAACACAUAAAAGCAGAACUUAAGCGAAAACCAAGGAGUGGAUCUAACCAAUCAAAAUGUAGCUUUAAUUCCAAUGUAAAGUCUGGCAGAACUCUUACAGUUCCAUGUUCAUCAUCAGAAGCAUGCGAAUAUGACAAAGAAAACGGGGAAGAUGAAGAUGAAGGGGAGACAACCCAAACAGAGUAUCCAGAGUUAUCUUCCUUACUUCAUGACUUGUGUAGUGCUAAAUAUAGUAACAAUUUAAAUGAAAACAAAAUAAAAUCUUCAGCCAUACAGCCAAAGAACCGCAGAGAUUCAAAAACACAGAGACCUAAUCUUAGGUCAGCAGAAUCUAACGAACCGCAGAGUUCAGAGGCGGGUACCAUUCAGGAACAGGGUACCAGCCAGACAUGUGAUUUUAUUUCAGGGCUGCAUUAUGCCAUUCCAUUUCUGUCUGAUAAACUGAAAUCUAGCUUGUUUAGCAGACUGAGAUGUCAAUCAGAGCCAAAAGAAAUAGGUGCCACAAAGAGUAGCAAGGAUCAGGAAACUGACCACUGUGACUAUGACAGCAGUGAUAGUGGAAGUUUUGUUUUGGAGGAAAAUCCUGGUCUUGACAACAAACAUCUACCUUUAUGUUGCCAAGACUACCACGAGGAUGGUGCAUGUUGCCAUGAGGACAGUGGUGCAUGUUGCCAUGACAAUGAAUCACAAACAGUUUGUUCUGGAGGAUUGACUGAAGUAAACAAUGAGUCACAAUCAUGGAGCAGAAUAUCCCCUGCCAGAUUUAAGGAAAAUACGGGUUAUAGUCAUUUUCAUCAUGGCUGCUGCAAUUACCAUAGCAACCAUUGUGAAAAAAGAAAACAAGACCAAGAAUUUGGAGACAAUCACCAUGAUCAUGAUACAGGCAUGAUUCAAUCAGAUUAUCAUGAUAGUGGUUCACAAUGUUGUAGUUGUGAACAAAAUGGAGAAAUGUACGAUAAUUGUCAUAUUGACAAUUCUAAUGAUCAGGCUAGAGCAGGCGUUUCUGAGGACCACCACUCUGAGGACAUUGAGGACAGUUACAGCGGGGUUCUGUCUGAGGACAGUAUAUUUGGGACCAUCACGUCUGAGGAGGAGCAGGUUGAGGAGUCUGUCAGUAGGAUCGCCGAGGACGUGGAAAAGAUUGACCUACUCGGUCACUUCCUGGAGGAACGAGAUGAGACGUCCAGUGAAGGUUCUGAGAUGGUUCCUGACCUAUUUUCUAGCCUCAGUUCUGACAGUUGUCAAGCAGACGACGAGUUUGAGUGUGACUGCGGGCACUGUGUGGGAUCAGGCCCUGGUCACCAUGACAACGACCUUGACCUUGACUGGCAGGUGGCAAGGAGACUGGAGAGUUCUACUAGGGGAGUUAAUUCUCAUACACAAAAUAGGGAUCCUGAAGAACUUUCCAGUGAAAGAACACCCCUGGGAGCCUCAGUGACCUCUGACCCUGAGGAUGAUGAUAUAGAGGAGGGAGUCUAUAGGUUCAGUCUUCUGCCUCCAUUAAACUCAGAACAGCUAGAGGCCAUGUUUGAGAGAAUGAUAGCCCAGCUACAAGAUAUUAACCUUGGAGGUGGAACAGAACAAGCCCCGCCCCCUGCAUCUACAUCGACCAUUGAAAGCCUUCCUUACAACACAGUCAAUGCCCACCAAAUUGAUGACCUUGCCCCUUGCUCCAUUUGUUUGUCCUCCUUUGUUGUCAUGGAUACCACUUCCCAUCUGUCCUGCAAUCACUUGUUUCAUCUUCACUGCAUUAAAGCCUGGCUUACAAAGUCUGCAACAUGUCCUGUCUGUCGCUAUCGUGUGGAGUCACCAACAGCUCCAUAGAAACAGAGCAUGCUCAGUCAACAGGAAAUGAUGUCAUAAGUUCCUUACCUUAAUUGUGAUGUAUAGAGGUCAGCAAAAACUAAGAAAAUGUGACACAACGAGGGACAGCAUAAUAAUAUUAUUUUAAUAUUAUUUAAAUAUCUACAGCAAAAUACAUUGUAUGUUUGGUUUAUGUUCAACAUUUUUUUUAAUUAUGAAUUAAUUUAUUAAGGCUAAUCUUGAAGUAAUAUAACAUUUACUGCUUUUGCAAUAUUCAUACCAAGAUUUCUAAAGCUUAUUUAUAUGAUUCAUGUC